AUGAACGGCUCGGCGAGGGCACAGAAGCUUCAGAAGCUUCACAAGCUUCUGGCAGCAGACAGCCUCACAUUCGCCCUGAUGCUCGGCUUCAGGGGCGAGGCUGUGGCUAUUAAGUGGAAGAUGUCUGCUGCUCAAUUCCUGGUUUCAUAUCAAUCAGGAACCCCAGAAAAGAACAUGGCGAUCAUCGCGUGCUUUCUUCCCAUCACUUCAUUGUUGGUCACUCUGGGCCACGCCCAGUCGGCCAACCCAAUAAAAGUCAACACAGAAUCUACUCAAUUCCUCGGCGCUGAAACGAGUUCCAAUGAUCCAAAUCUCUUCCGCGAUGGCGGCUCCCAAGGCGUCCUCAACAACGUCUACUACCAAAUCUACGCCGACACCUGCCAAAAGAACAACCCAAACGACACGGACUGCGCGACGUUCCGCGCCAACUCAAUCGGGGUCAGCACAUACAGCCCGACCGUCGUCCAGGACUUCUCCAACCCGCCGGCGCAGUUCUGCACGCCGUCGAAUGGCGCUAGAAUUCACUUGACGAAUUUGGUGCCUACUGAUGGUGCUGGCGGUACGCAUGGGGCGAUGUGGUAUAUGGCGCUUGCUAGUUGUUCGCAGAAUAUUAAUGGGUGCACGUCUGCGCUGGGCGUUGCGCUUGUUCAGACUGCUGCCAGUGGACAGCAGCCGACGUGUAGUGUGCUGUACGGGUUUUGGGACACGACCAAAGAGCCCAUGUGGGGUAGCAUAGGAGCCGUAGGGCCACAGUCAGAUGGGUACAUAUAUGUCUUCGGGACUCUGGACGCUAGCCAAAAUCCCCAAGCGACUUCAAGCGAUAUGUACGUCGCGCGUGUGCUUCCCGGUAACGUCGGCAGUCUAAACUCCUACCAAUACUGGAACGGGGCCUCCUUCCAAAGCCAACGCAUCACCAGCGGCUACAGCACCGCCUCAGUCCUGAAAGACGUCAGUCCCGGCUCCGUGCGCUACAACAGCUACUACAAAAGCUAUAUUGCUAUAAACCUCGUGAACGGAAACACCUUGCAAGCGUACACGGCGAGUGUGCCGCAAGGGUCAUGGAGCGGCGCUACGACGUUGUGGUCGAAUUCUUCGUAUGGGAGUCCUUCACCGCUAUAUGAUCCUCAGGGCUUGUCGUUCCGAGAUACUUCGGGUAAGACGUUGGCGGCGCAGAUGUCGCAGUUUCCGUAUAAUACUAUUAAGGUUACUAUUAAGCUUUUUUUCCAGUGA
Zasmidium cellare ATCC 36951 is the source of this 1230-nucleotide messenger RNA. RefSeq lists its product as uncharacterized. The coding region runs from base 1 to 1230 and encodes 409 amino acids. The transcript has 6 exons. NCBI's taxonomy places the organism in Eukaryota, Fungi, Ascomycota, Dothideomycetes, Mycosphaerellales, Mycosphaerellaceae. The record is from RefSeq and is a predicted model, not a curated record.